Molecule: messenger RNA, 1108 nt
Organism: Gloeophyllum trabeum ATCC 11539
Lineage: Eukaryota; Fungi; Basidiomycota; Agaricomycetes; Gloeophyllales; Gloeophyllaceae
Exons: 5
Coding region: 49-987 (312 amino acids)
Source: RefSeq, a predicted model, not a curated record
GCAUGACGCCGCGCAUCUGUUCUGCCUGGUAGCACUCCCGCGUCAAUUAUGCCCUGGGUGCUGGUUCGCCCUGUCCUCUGGCGCCAUUCUGCUUAUGUUCACGCUUUCUUUCUCUUGUUUCUUUUCCUGCUCGCGGAAACCGUCCAUGCACAGACUUCCGUGAACGGACAAGUCUUCACCAGUGGUCUGGCUAUUCUGGAUGCCCCUGCCCCCCAGAGCGUCCAGCAUGCAGGCAGCAACAUGCCCAUAGCCAUCGACGUAUCCGGCGACGGAAAGCUGUCGCAGACCGCUACAAUCCCCGGCUCAGGAUUACCCACUCGCUACGACUCCCUGGAGCUCUACCUCGUCUCGUCCCAGACCAGCAUGAACCUGACCGUGUCUGAAGGAACAGGUCUUCUGACGCAGGAGAGCGGAAGCACCGUGAAGCAUCUCAACUGGCCGAUACCCAAGUGCCUCCCUGCUGGCCAGUAUAACCUCACUCUGUACGAGACGUCCCAUGUGAACAACCAAGGGUUCUUCUCAAUCACCCCGAUCCCCGUCACGAUACAAAACCCCGCCCCCUCGGGUCUUUGCACGGACGGGUCGAACGAGUUCCUCGGCCAGCCACAAACGUCCUCUCCCCCGCCGCAGAAUCCCUUCCUGCCCUUCCCGGGAGGGCCCAUCACGAUUACCCUUGGGCCCUCCGGGGUGAUCUUCCCCUCCCAGUCGACCGUCACGCAAACCGUCACUGCGCCUCCGUCCACCGUGACGGUUGUGGCCGUAUCGGUCGGGACGACCACCUUCACGAGCGUUCUGCCCGGGACAACGCAAAUUAUCACCAGCGUUAUCCGGUCGACGGAGACUACCACAGCACUCAUGGCCUCCGGCUCCAUCGACACGUCCGGCUUCUUCCCCGUGAACGGUGCUCCGAGCGCGAGAGCGAGCAGCUCGACCGUCCCGGUAAUAGUAUGCUCGCUCGCUAGUCUGCUGCUAUAUACCAUUGUAUAGCCGACUGUUUUUCGUGGACUUUAUAUACUAUCUUGGCGGAUGUAUCGUUAUUCGGACCAUUUUUAUUCGUUUCGUAUUAAUACGCAUGUUAUCUGGGGUUAUAGCAUAGGGCAGACUCAUC